Molecule: messenger RNA, 973 nt
Organism: Peromyscus maniculatus bairdii (prairie deer mouse)
Lineage: Eukaryota; Metazoa; Chordata; Mammalia; Rodentia; Cricetidae
Gene: Gstk1
Product: glutathione S-transferase kappa 1
Biological process (GO): glutathione metabolic process
Cellular component (GO): mitochondrion; peroxisome
Molecular function (GO): glutathione transferase activity; glutathione peroxidase activity
Source: RefSeq, a predicted model, not a curated record
AGGCUGCGCACUAGGCCUUCAGGGUUCUCCAUCUGCAGUUUGCAGGCUGGAAUUGGCUCUUCCGCUGACAGCAGCUUCACGUUCGUUUUCGCCCUCCGCUGCAGUAUGGGGCCGGCGCCGCGCACCCUGGAACUGUUCUACGACGUUCUGUCGCCCUACUCCUGGCUGGGCUUUGAGGUCCUAUGUAGGUACCAACACCUCUGGAACAUCAACCUGAAGUUGCGCCCAGCUUUCAUCGCUGGGAUCAUGAAGGACAGUGGAAACAAACCACCAGCUAUGGUUCCCCGAAAAGGCCAGUACAUGAACAAAGAGAUUCCCCUCCUGAGGCAACACUUCCAGGUUCCCGUCAACAUACCCAAGGAUUUCUUCAAUGUGAUUCUUAAGAAAGGGAGUUUAAAUGCCAUGCGCUUCCUCACCUCUGUGAGCAUGGAGCAACCAGAGAUGCUGGAGAAGGUGUCCAGAGAGCUAUGGAUGCGUGUUUGGUCUCGAGAUGAAGACAUCACGGAGUCCCAGAGCAUCCUAGCUGCUGCAGAGAAGGCAGGAAUGUCCACAGAGCAAGCACAAAGCCUUCUGGGGAAAAUUGGCACAGCACAGGUGAAGAGCAAGCUCCAGGAGACCACUGAGGCAGCCUGCAAAUACGGGGCCUUUGGGCUGCCCACCACUGUUGCCCACGUGGACGGUAAAACCUACAUGUUAUUUGGCUCCGAUCGCAUGGAACUGCUAGCUUACCUCCUGGGAGAGAAGUGGAUGGGCCCUGUGCCCCCAACCCAGUGUUCCAGACUUUAAGAUUGCCUUAGGAAGUAAACUUCGAUUUCUCAAUUUGACCAAGCUGACUUCCGCCGUGGCCCUAUGGACUGAAGCAGCAGUCCGCCUUAGCGGUGGCUGCCUUUACUUCUGUGCCUCACAAGUGCCUUUUGGAAAGCCUUAAGUUCUGCAUUCCCAGACAAUAAACCUGACACCACUAGACAAAACA